AUGCCCGCGGUUUCAGCCCUGCUCCUCCGCGCCUGCCAGGUCCCCGCGGCCGCCUCGCCCCCGCCUCCGACCUCCUCCCACGAGGCCGACUCUCUCAUGCCGCCUCCUCGCAGUCUCGCAGCCGGCGACCUCGAUAGCCGUGGCAAAUCAGCGCCACGCGCGUCCUCCGCCGGGUCCCUGUGGCCCUCGUCCACGCCCGCCUCCUGCGCCGACUACGACCACCCGGCCGGCCUGGCCGACUGGUCUCCUGUGUCGCCCCGCGGCCGCCUCCGACCGCGCCAGCUGCGCCUCGGCAUCCGCACCGCCGCCUGUUCCGGCCGCUCCCGGCCCGCGCACGCACCAGGCUCCGGCUUUUCCCUCGUGCCGGCUUGGCUCCGCCUCGCGGGCGCGCCCCGCGCCGACUCCAAGCCUGGCCUGCCGGCUGCGCGGCCCGGCCGCCUGCUGGCUCCGCGCCAGCUCCGAGCCCGGCCUGCCGGCUGCGCGACCCGGCCGCCGGCUAGCUCCACGGCGGCUUGUGCCCGCCACCCGGCCGGCCCUGUCGCCGGCUCCCGCGCCUUGCCGCCUGUUGCUCCGCUCCCGGCACCCCCGCAGCCGGGUCCGCACGCCCGCACGACGGUCCUGCCGGCUCUCUGUUCUGUUUGUUCGUGA
Aegilops tauschii subsp. strangulata is the source of this 648-nucleotide messenger RNA. The record is from RefSeq and is a predicted model, not a curated record. NCBI's taxonomy places the organism in Eukaryota, Viridiplantae, Streptophyta, Magnoliopsida, Poales, Poaceae.